UGCACUUCAAAAAACCAAAAAAGAAUAUAAAAUAACGAUUAAAAGUAGCAUUAUAUGUUCACUACAUUUAUGUUACAGGCAAGAUAUUAAAAUGCAAUUCAAUUAGCUAAAUGUAAUUUAAAUACCAAAAUUAAGAUAGUUGAAUAAGGUUGGGGAUAGGUUGUCCGAGGGUUACCCAGCUAUGUGUUUCCCCUGCUAGUAACUGGAAAUGUUAAUUAUUAGAGGAUGAACAGAAGCUGUAUCAGUAACUUACGAUGUGUAUAUCUGCGCCUUGGAUCACUGUUACAGUAAUGCAGUCGCUUCGAUGAAAUAGAACACUGCUUAAAAAAUAUAUGUACUAACCUAACAAAGGAACAGUUAUAUUUUAAGGUUAAAUUCAAAAGUUUUCAAUAGUUUUCAAAUAAUUAAUAAAAAAUAUGACUAUAAAUGGGUUUCUAAUUGUAAUAUGCAUUUUUUUGAAAGGUAUUUUGCAAUGUGUAUUAUGCCAAGAAGAUGAUUAUUGCAAUAAAAAGGGUUUUUGUGAGGUUGACCUAGUAAGUUUUAGAUAUUUGUUUUAUGAUGUUAAUCCUCCAGAAGGUUUCAAUUUACGAAGAGAUGUGUACUUAAGAUUUGCAGUAUUUGCAAAUAAAAUGAAAAAUUCAAAGAAUGAAAAUCUUAGAAAUAUUAAACUAGUUCUACCUCCUUGGUCCAAUUUAUAUCACUGGAACACAGAUUUACCAGAUAAACAGUUUCCAUGGUCCUAUUUUUUUGAUUUAGAAAGUUUAAAAAAAUUUGCUCCUGUGAUAGAAAUGCAUGAAUUUUUUCAAGAUCUAGGACCAAGAUAUACUAAAGUAAAUAUAGAUGCAGUAUAUAUUUUACAACACUUUGAAGAUAUGUUUAAAACAAAUAAUUUCGAAGACAGAAUGCUAAUUGAACCAUGUCAGAAUGUGAUACAAACAAGCUUCUUUUAUUAUGAAAAUAUUACUUCAACAAAUAUAAAAUGUCUUUCUUUUCAUGGCAAAGUAUCAGAUUUGAGUAAAUUAUUAAGAGAUUCAACAUAUCGUACUAUUUUAUUUGAUCAUGCUGAAGUUGCUCUCCAUGACUGGUUUGGGGAUAGGCUUUAUUGGCAGGCCCGUAGGAGUAUGAGAUUUAACAGAGAACUUGUUGAAAUUGCCAAUAUAUUUCGGGAAAAUUUUUUAAAUUCCACUGAUAUGUUUGAUAACACUAUUAGACCCCUUGAUUGGAGAGAGGAAAGGGUUAAAAGAGAUGCUAAAGGAGGCCCCUACUUAUCUGUUCAUAUGCGUAGAAGAGACUUUGUUAGAGGAAGGUCAAGACAGGUACCAACACUGAAACAUGCUUCCAAACAAAUAAAUAAUUUGUUAGAAAAAUUAGAUUUGAAUACUGUUUUUAUUGCCACAGAUUCUCCCGAUAAAGAAUAUCAUAUGUUAAAGAAACUUAUAUCUGAGAAGUACAACGUAGUUCGUUAUAAUGCUGUCCCAGAAAUUGAAAAAAAAUACGGAUCUGGUGGCGUUGCUAUUAUUGACCAAAUAAUUUGCUCUCAUGCAAGAUAUUUCAUAGGAACAUAUGAAAGUACUUUUUCAUUUAGAAUACAAGAAGAGCGCGAAAUUAUUGGAUUCCCUGAAGUUACAACUUUUAAAAGGUUGUGUGGCGACGAUGAAGGAGAAAAUUGUGACAAUAUGUCGGUUUGGAAAAUAGUGAUAUAAUUAUCAAUCAAGAUCUGCAGGCGAGCCUUCUAAAACGUUAGCAAUUUUUGCAAAUGGUUCUUUAUGAAUCUCUACUGCAGUACACUGACGUCCUUCC
This is a messenger RNA of Agrilus planipennis (emerald ash borer), 1800 nucleotides long. RefSeq names its product GDP-fucose protein O-fucosyltransferase 2. NCBI's taxonomy places the organism in Eukaryota, Metazoa, Arthropoda, Insecta, Coleoptera, Buprestidae. The coding region runs from base 417 to 1703 and encodes 428 amino acids. The record is from RefSeq and is a predicted model, not a curated record. The transcript has 9 exons. Gene Ontology annotation, biological process: protein O-linked glycosylation via fucose. Gene Ontology annotation, molecular function: peptide-O-fucosyltransferase activity.